GUUUUGCAAAAAUUGGGCAAAACAGUGGAAACCAAGGACGAGCAGUUUGAGCAGAGCGCGUACAACUUCCAGCUGCAGCAGAACGAAGGCAAUAAACUCUACAAAGAUCUCAAGGGUUUCCUGGGGGCAGUGAAAGUGAUGCACGAGAGCUCCCGGAAAGUGGCUGAGACGCUGCAGGAGAUUUACAGCCCCGACUGGGAUGGUCACGAGGAGCUAAAAGCCAUCGCAGCUAGCAAUGACCUCCUAUGGGACGACUACGAGGCAAAGCUGGCCGACCAAGCCCUGCGGCUGAUGGAGAACUACCUGGCCCAGUUUGGGGACUUUAAGGAGCGCAUCGCCAAGAGGGGCCGCAAGCUGGUCGACUACGACAGCACCCGGCAUCACCUGGAAGCUCUGCAAAGUGCCAAGAAAAAGGACGAGGCAAAAAUUGCCAGGGCUGAGGAAGAGUUUAAUAAAGCCCAAGCGGUGUUUGAAGACCUGAACAGGGACCUCCGGGAGGAGCUGCCGGUUCUGUAUGGGAGCCGCAUCGCCUGCUACGUGACCAUCUUCCAGAACAUCUCCAACCUCCGUGAUGUCUUCUACAAGGAGAUGAGCAAGCUCAACCGUGACCUCUACGAGGUGAUGAGCAAACUGGACAAGCAGCACUCCAGCAAAGUCUUCAUUGUUAAAGGCAUCCCCAGCAACCGGCGCUCUCUGGUCAUCUCCUCACCCGUCAGCCCCCCAGCCAUGUUCCCCUGCCCGGGGAAGGCGCCAGACUGGCCGUCCACGGUGGAGGCAGAGGUGACAGCAGGGUCCCCCAGGGAGGGCAGCAGUGCCACCGACACCAUUGCCAACAGGGAGCUGGAUGCAGAGGCGUCGGUGUGUCCAUCCCGGGGCGGGGGGCUGGAGCUACCCCAGCUCAGCAGGGCUGUGGACGAGCUGAGCGACUCUGAGGAGAGCGUGGAGGUGGUGGACGUGGAGCCAAAGGUGGCCAAAACUCAGGAACAAGGCUGUCCUGGGACGCCGGAGCAGAACACAAAACAGGACAUGAGCCAGGACCCCCCACCAGCAGCAACGUCUCCCCAGGACCCCACCGAGACCCUCACCUCCCUGUGA
Messenger RNA from Chaetura pelagica (chimney swift), 1095 nucleotides. RefSeq names its product bridging integrator 2 (gene BIN2). Gene Ontology annotation, molecular function: phospholipid binding; protein binding. The record is from RefSeq and is a predicted model, not a curated record. The annotation marks the transcript as partial. Gene Ontology annotation, cellular component: plasma membrane; phagocytic cup; cytoplasm. NCBI's taxonomy places the organism in Eukaryota, Metazoa, Chordata, Aves, Apodiformes, Apodidae. The transcript has 11 exons. Gene Ontology annotation, biological process: phagocytosis, engulfment; plasma membrane tubulation; podosome assembly.